Messenger RNA from Thrips palmi, 2714 nucleotides. RefSeq lists its product as uncharacterized. The record is from RefSeq and is a predicted model, not a curated record. The transcript has 15 exons. NCBI's taxonomy places the organism in Eukaryota, Metazoa, Arthropoda, Insecta, Thysanoptera, Thripidae. Bases 173 to 2560 code for a protein of 795 amino acids.
UGUGAAUGUUUUUGUAAAUUGCGUUGAUUGUUCUGCACCUGUGGUUCCACCUGCCCUGCGGAUUUGAGUCGUGGCCGAGCGUCGGAAUGACACCUUGCCUACACCAACGCUCCUUGCCGUCGCAUUCGCAUUACGUUUCCCAAACCGAUUUGUUUAUGCAAACACGUCCAGGAUGGCUGCGAAUGGUGGUCAUGGAAAUCGCGACAAAUCCCGGGUCUGCCGUGUUCCGCCAUCAAGGAUGUUAACACGGGGUAGAAAAAGCGAUGAGGAUGAUUGGGAUGAAAAAAUGUGUGACGCCAUCAAAAAGGCGGGUGCUGAUCCAGAUGGUAUGAAUGAGGCAGAGAAGAAGUCCUUCUAUGCGGCAGUUGUAAACUCUCAAGACGAUAAUUGUAAUAGGAAAAACGAGGAUUUAUAUCAGAACUCUCCUGGAAGUCCCAGUGAUAGACCUGAGCCAUCUCCUGAUGUUGAAGCUGAAACUUCCAACAAUGAUGUAGUCAUGGAAGAAAAUGUGGGGAGACUGAACAAAGCGAUAACUUUCGGUCAGCCAGGAACAAGUCAAUCUCCUAAGACUGCUGGCCGAGGCCGAGCCAAACCAGUUAGGACUAAAUAUCCAGUCUUAGACAUAAACUGUAGUCCUGGACAGAAACCUGACUCCACCUUAGGUCCUCAAGCAAGCAGUAAACUUAACAAUUCAUCGAGUCAUCUCGCAAGUCCUGGGAGCGCACACAGUCCAGCGAGUGUCUCUAGCUCUGGGUCUCCGCCUCCAGUUGUUCAAAGAAAUGGUCCUGGGUCUCCAGAUGGCACCACUGUUGGCUCUGCUGGCUCUCAUAGUCCCCCAAGCCAAUCUUUCCAACAGAAUUCUCCUGAUAUAUACAGUCAGGAUUUGUUUGACAACUUAUUGGAAGCUGAGAAAGAGGGUCCUCAAGGUGACAAUGAAAUACUAGUUGAUGUCGAGUCCCGGGGUCCUGAAGAAACAGCUGUCUGUGACAUUGAGCCUGACUCCCCAGCCUCUGUUCAAGAUGCUGGUGGAGAUGAAAAAGAACCUGUAAAGACCAUUUUCAUCGGAAAAGUUGCUGCUCAGGUCAGCCCGUUGGAAUCAAUGAACAGAGGCUUGCCACCCAAUGGUUUUUCAGACUUUUUCCAAGACUUGGAGAAAUAUAGAGGCGACAAGGCAUUAUGGAUGGCCAAAGCUAAUGAAAAGGUGAGAGAGUGUCGAAUAGCAUUGUGGAAAAAAUUGAAGGAAGAAAAUCCUAUUUGGGGACCACCGAUUACUGAUGGUGGCAGUUUCAACAAACGGACCCUAUUCAAGGAGACGACUCCAAAGUUCAGCCAGCUUUUCUCUAGUUCUCCCGAAACUCAAGUUGGGACCACAACAACUCAUGGACGAGCGGAUCGUCAGUCCAAAACAAGAGCAGUGACGAAAAUACAAGAAGCAAUGAGUGAAGGCCCCUUUGAAGAACCAGCAUUUCAUAGCCUUAGGAAGUCACGACACAAUGACAGCAAAAAUCAAGGGCAUGGAAAUAGGCCACCUAACAAUGCUUGGAUCUCUCGGAAACAGCAGGAUGUUGAAAUUAAUGACAUUGAUUGUACAGAGGACACACCAUCUGCUACAAGUUCUGAUAAAUGGGCUAGUAAUAGGGAUGAGCAGAGAGGAAAGUCUUCUGAUGGUGAUUUUGACUUCCCUUCGGAGCCAGCCAAAGUUAGUGGCUCUUCGGAUCCGUACGCUUAUGAUGAAGACGACGAUAGUGAUAUUUGGGAAAAGCAACAGACAAGAAACAAGAAGAAUUUUAGGAAAGGUGGCAGCAGAUCUGCCCAAGCUGAUGUUGACUGGGAGCCCAAAGGGCCUCAGAGGCCACGAGGUGCAGGCACGUCUCAACAAAGCCAGAAAUCAAGAAAUACUAAACUAAGACUGCAGAAGGGUCAAAUAGCACCACCAAACCAACAUGGACAAAAUCCAAGGCCUAAAGGUGGCAACUCUCAACACAUGGAGGGAGAAACUAAUGCCCGGAAUAGUGCAAAUAAUGAGGGGCGGUGGUUUAGAAAUGAUGCACCAGGAAUUGAGGAUUCAUCUGGAUCUGGAAUUUCACCCAAAUCAUUUUUCGCCAAACCUGGGCAAUCUAGGAACUCCACUCAGGCCAGAAGAUCUAGAGAUAAUCCAAGACCUGAUGACAUGCCCUCUCCUCCCAGUACAUCAGAGGAUUCUCCUGACAAUGUUGCGUGCCCACUCUGUGCUGAAAUAUUUCCUAAACAUGAAAUUCAGGUCCAUGCCAGUGAUUGCUGUGGUCCUGGUGGUGGUGGUGCUGAGGGGGAAAACCUUAAUACUGAUGAAGAUCAGGAUGGUGAAGAACCAGACAAAGCAGUUGUAGAAGUGAAAAGUGUAGAAUCUACAGAGGAAUUGAGUUACAUAUUGUGUAAACUAUGUAAUCACCGUUUUACCAAAAAAUCAGAAUAUUCUAAACAUUUUAAGGAGUGUGUUGAAAUUCAUACAACACCCUCAAAGAAAAGAGCAAAUUCAAUAGAUGAUGAUGGUCCAGUGAAAAAAACACGGUGUGGGGAUUAGUCUCACAUCAAAUCUUGAUACAACUUCUAUCGGCUCAACUGCGGUGUUUGUUUUCUUUACUUUCUCUGAAUGCUUCAAUGUCAUGUAAUGGUAGAUAAGUUUCUGUUAGUUUGUUUAUGCAGGAUAAUAUCCUCUAUUGUGAUACCUUAUUAUG